Heterobilharzia americana is the source of this 579-nucleotide messenger RNA. NCBI's taxonomy places the organism in Eukaryota, Metazoa, Platyhelminthes, Trematoda, Strigeidida, Schistosomatidae. The record is from the annotation of a GenBank genome assembly.
AUGUUCUCUGAUCACAAUAAAAUUGCCCAAUCUGUAGAGAUGGAAAAAGAUCAAACCUUUGAUGCCAGUGAACUAGGCAGAACUAUUAGUCGAAUCAAUGCUCUACCAAUUAAUAUUCAAACUUCGGAAAGAAGUGGAAAGCAUGUUUCAGGAUCGUUGUCACAGCAAUCACACAAAACUGGUUUCAGCAAUUUAAGUAGAAUAAAAUUAACGGAUGCACAAUACAAUAUAAGGUCAGAUAGCAGAGCCAUUUUACACUCUAGCCAAUUAUUAAGAAAAAAAUUGCGCAAUGUAAAAGAACAUAUGAAGCCCCUGCCAUUUCCGGAUAGACAGCUGUACAUUUAUGUGAUAGCUGAUCCAACUGAUAUGCGAAUUGAACUGACAAAAUUACGCGCACAUGUUUGGCCUUAUUUACAACGUAUUUGUAAUGAACGUGGAUUUGCGCUUCACAUUAUUGAUGAUAAUAUGGAUACAGAUAUUGAACCACGUAAUCAGUUAACGAUGACUUCAUAUGGUUUGCCUGAAGACACUGAAUUAAAGCUACACUUGUCUAGACGAAUGAAACAAAAGAAUUUUUAA